Messenger RNA from Trypanosoma theileri, 786 nucleotides. RefSeq lists its product as uncharacterized. The transcript has a single exon. NCBI's taxonomy places the organism in Eukaryota, Euglenozoa, Kinetoplastea, Trypanosomatida, Trypanosomatidae. Bases 1 to 786 code for a protein of 261 amino acids. The record is from RefSeq and is a predicted model, not a curated record.
AUGAAGAGAGAUUCGGCAGAACUGGCCGCCCGACCUGCUGCGCCUCGUGUUGCCGGAGGGGUUUCAAACGACGACGUGCGGGCCAAAAAAAAAAAAAAAAAUGUUUGGCAUUUGGAGGCGUUCGGGUGUGAAAGAACCCCGUCCCUGUCGCACAGUGGCCCGGGAAGGGCGCAACGUUUAGAGUUGGGGAAAUUGUCGCCCACUGGCGGACCACAACCUCUCGCUGCCGAGGGUUCCUUUCGGGGAAAGGGGGGCCGAACGUCAAGGAAGCCACGGCUGCUUGCCGGCGGCGGCGCCCUGCCCAAAAGCAGAAUUUCAAGAAGGCCCGGGUCACCUUUUUUUUCGGCACCACGCCGGGGAAAUAAAAGGGUCCACCAAGCGUUCCGGGUUCACCGGCCUUUUUUCGCGCCGGGUUGGGGGGCGGUGGUCUCCCGUUCUUUUUUUGGGCGGGGCGCGGGGCCGAAGAACGAGGCGACAGGAUUCCCGACAACCGUUUCUUUUUUUUUUUUUGGUUACAGGUUGGUUUGUUUGGUUUGGGUGCUGGGUCUUGUUUUCACUUCCUUCCCGCGCCCCCUUCCCCAAGGCGCGCCGGCGGGGCCCAUGGAGUCCCCCCCGGGGGCUGGUUUUUCCAAAAAAGAUCGGGGGUGGUUUUGUCGUUUCUUGGUGUAUGGUUUGUCUUCGUGGGGAUCGGGCGGAAUCGCUUCUGCCUCGCAAAAUGCGUUCGGGGGCAACCGCGAAACAGCAGACGAAAGCCUAACCACUGAUUCAAACCAGGAAAAACACUAG